Molecule: messenger RNA, 4917 nt
Organism: Crotalus tigris (Tiger rattlesnake)
Lineage: Eukaryota; Metazoa; Chordata; Lepidosauria; Squamata; Viperidae
Gene: MMP20
Product: matrix metallopeptidase 20
Exons: 10
Coding region: 1221-2678 (485 amino acids)
Biological process (GO): proteolysis; collagen catabolic process; amelogenesis
Cellular component (GO): extracellular matrix
Molecular function (GO): metalloendopeptidase activity; zinc ion binding
Source: RefSeq, a predicted model, not a curated record
AAGUCCUCGACUUACGACCGGCUGGGUAGUCCUCGACUUACAACCAGUUGGGGGUUGCAGCAUUAAAAAGGUUGAGAACCACUGCUAUAGUAAGUUUAAGUAGUGAUACCAAUGAUGCUAACUAUGGCAUCAAAUGACAUGACUGUUGUUCUCACACCAUGCCUGAAAGAGGAAGAACAUUUUUACUAAUGACACCACAUGCACCAAUAAAACAAAAGAGCCCAUAUGUCAGCAAUAACAGAAUAAAUUUCUGCCCUAGAGUAUAUACAUACUAAAAUAACUUCUUCAUAUAGAGUCUGGCAGACCUACUGUUUAUCAUCUAAGAAGGAGAGAAUUCUCUCAUGCCCACCCUAAAAGAAACCAGAGGGGUUGAUUAAGACCUUCUCUAUGGUAGACUUGUCCCUCAGGAAAAGGUUGCUCCAUGAGGUUGGAUGAGCCUCUAUUUUGACAGUGGUUCAAAAGAUUAUGAAAACAGUUCUCUUUAAGAGCAUUUGGAAUCAUCUGAUAGAAGUCAGAGAUUUAUCUUUAGUUUUUCAUAGUUUUGUUUACCAUUUAUUAAUUUUAUGGAGGGAUGCUACUGAUUUAUCUCAUAAAUUGUAAGCCACCUAGAGGUGGAAGAGUAGAUAGCAUUUUGAUCAAUGUGAGUUACAAAUAAAACAGUUUGAUAGUAUCAGAUUACUUCUAGUAGUCCAGUAUAAAUGUAGCUGAAUUUCAUUGUGGAAACAAUCCACUGUUAUCAAGGAUUUUUUUUCCUUUGAUGUCCCCCAUGCUCCCAUCAUGCAAUGGUUAGAAUCAGGUAGAGUGGUCAUUACACUUGAGAAAGGCUCAUUUCAUGGGUAUUACACUUUAUAUGAUAUAUGGAAUAAGUCCCCUGAUAUUCAGAAGAGGUUCUUAGAAGGGGCUGUAGAUGUAAUUGCAAUGUGGAGAAGCAAUAAGUAUGGUUAUAAAACUGAUGUUCUGUUCUGGAUCCAACACACUGAAUUUCUGUAGCAUUCUAUAGUGUUUCUCUCUUGCCUAUGUUUUUUAAUGAGUUAGAAAGAAUCCAACUUUUCCUCUAAGUACUGGUGUAUUACCCCUUCAUCAAAGCUUUAAGCUAUGUAAUUACUUUCUGAGACAUGAAUCAUCUUGGCUCUUAGCUUCCAAACCAGGUUUCCUCUAUAAAAGGAGAAUGGGAUCUCUUUGUUUGCUCUUCUCAAGCCACUCUUCAUAUAUAGGAAGAAAUGGAGGUGUUUUGCAUCUUCUCCCCAGCUUUACUUUUGAUAUUUUGUUUGAAAUACUCAGCUGCAGCCCCGGCUCUUUUCGCAUUGCCAAAAACAUCCAACUGGAGUGAUUUCUACAUUGCCCAGGAAUACCUUGACAAAUACUACACACCAAAAGGAAGACACCAAGCUGCAGAAAUGAUCAGUGGUGGCAAUUCCAUGACAAGGAAAGUCCAGCAGAUGCAAACUUUCUUUGGCUUACAAGUCACCGGGAAGUUGGACCACAGCACUAUGGAUAUAAUAAAGAAGCCUCGCUGUGGUGUCCCUGAUAUAGCAAACUAUCGACUUUUCCCAGGAGAACCUAAGUGGAAGAAAAGGACACUGACAUACAGGUUAAAAAAAUACACAUCUAGCCUAACUCAGGCAGAAGUUGACAAGGCUGUGGAGAUGGGUCUGAAAACAUGGAGUGCUGCUGCCCCACUGAACUUCAUAAGGGCAAAAACAGGGGAAGCAGAUAUCAUGAUCUCAUUUGAAAAUGGAGACCAUGGGGACUCCUACCCAUUUGAUGGGCCACGAGGGACCUUGGCACAUGCUUUUGCACCUGGGGAAGGUCUAGGUGGAGACACUCAUUUUGACAAUGCAGAGAAGUGGACGAUGGGGAUGAAUGGAUUCAACUUAUUCACUGUUGCUGCUCAUGAAUUUGGACACGCACUGGGUCUUGCCCAUUCUACUGAUCCAUCGUCUUUGAUGUAUCCAACCUACAAAUAUCAGCAUCCCUUUGGUUUCCGACUCCCAAAAGAUGAUGUGAAAGGGAUUCAGGCAUUAUAUGGGCCACGGGAAUUUGGAUCCCGAAAGCCUCCGGUUUCACGUCAACCUUUUUCCAACCUACCAACACCAUACAAUCCAGAUCAUUGUGACUCCAAAUUUUCAUUUGAUGCUGUAACAAUGCUGGGGAAAGAGUUACUUUUCUUCAAAGACAGGUACUUCUGGAGAAGGCAGGCUCAACUCACAAGCCACGUGCAACCACUCAGCAUUACCAGCUCUUUCCCUCAGCUCAUGUCAAAUGUGGAUGCGGCCUACGAAAUAGCUGAGAGAGGAAUUGCUUUUUUUUUCAAGGGUCCUCAUUAUUGGACAACGCAUGGUUUCCACAUGCAGGGCCCUCCUCGAUCUAUUGCAGAUUUUGGAUUUCCUAAAAAUGUGCUACACAUAGAUGCGGCUGUCUACCUGAGAGAUGAAAAAAAUACCUUCUUCUUUGUAGAAGACGAAUUUUACAGCUAUGAUGAAACAAAACGGAAGAUGAACGAAGAAUUCCCAAAGAGCAUUGAGGAUGAAUUUUCAGGAAUUAAUGGUCGAAUAGAUGCUGCUGUAGAAGUAAAUGGAUUCAUUUACUUCUUUUCAGGCCCCAAAGCCUAUAAAUAUGACAGAAAAAAGGAAGAUGUGGUUAACGUUGUGAAAUCCAGCUCUUGGGUGGGCUGCUGAGGCUAAAACGGCCAUCAGAGGAUGACAAAUGAGCUAGCCAAUACAGAAGCCAAGGCAAGAAUUGCAGUCCCCUUGGUUUUACAUUCAGAAAAAUGACUACAGAGCACCAUGUUAUAGCUCAAAUCCAGUGAAGAAAAGAAAGCAAAUGAAAAUCAGCAAUUCAAGAAACAAACAUAAUAGAAUCUCAGUUACUUUGAUAAUCCCCAAUUCACAGAUGAUAUGAACUGCCCAUAUCAUAUGAAUAAGUUAUUAGAAACCCUUACCUGAUAAAUUCAGAUAAGAUGCAGAAAUGAUACCAUCUGUAUUCUCCUAUUAGAUGCCAGUCCCUUGUUUCUAUGCCUCUUCUAAACAGCCCUACAUGAUUUUGUAGGGUUUUAUCCAUAAUUCUUCAUCAAUGGCAUAUAUUAAUAGCACAAUACUUCAGAGGAUGUGAUGUGAGUAGAAGACCAUUUAGGGUUUGUGGCAGAAGUAAGAGUAAGGGACAGUAGUAACAACAGUCCUCAAAUGUCUGACAGUGGCCAAAAAAAUUGUCCACCAGUUUCCAAAGCCUCUUAAAUCUUCCCCAAUUCAUGUUUCUCUUUUCGUUUCUUUCUUUCUCUCUUUGAGUCAAUUUUUGACUGUUGGCAACUGCUUGGACAAAUCGUUGCAGUUUUCUUGGCAAGAUUUCAAAGUAGUCUGCCAUUGUCUUUUUCCUAGGGCUGAUACAAUGGCGGGCCCAAGUUCACCCAGCUGGCUUCAUGCCUCGGGUAGGACUAGAACACAUGAUCUCCUGAUUUCUAGCCUGAUGCCUUAACCACUAACCAAACUGGCUCUUCCCCAGUUCAUUACCUAUAAGAAAAUUGUAAAUCCUCUGUAGUGGCUGUAAGUAUUUCUCAAGACAACCUAUCGUGUUGUCAGUUUGCUAAUUAAAUAAUUAUUUUUUAAUCAGAGGGGCUAUGCUCGUCUCCUAAGAAGAUUGUAAGCUCCCUGAUUCUAACAGAAUAUUAUGUAGAAAAAAUACAAUUUCUUGUCUGGAGCCAAUCUACUUGCUUGCCUUUGUGUAUAAUGAGAUGUAAACCCCUCCAGUGGUGCUCUUUUUCCCUUCAUGAGUAAAAUAAUAUUAAAGAAGGAUUAUUUGUUGCAGGAAAGGGUUUGUGUGAUUAACCUCAAGGCCUAAUUCUGACAUUUUUUCUGUUUUUGACAGAUGUACAUUUUGAGGCCCACCAUAAUUAGUCUACCUAUCCAAAACUGGUACAAAUUUCCAAACUAAGUCAUGAAUGUUUACAGAGUUGUCCACAGGGGGAAUGUCAAACAAUUCAAUGAAAUCAAAGCAUCACUUUUUAUAUGUGGUUUAAAGUAUGUAAGAAUUUAAUCCUUACUAUUUAAUCCUUAUUAUUGCUCUCAAAUUAUGGAACAGGGAAUAACAAAAAUGGAAGAGACUUUGAUCUUCUAGUCCAAUCCCCUGCUCAAGCAGGAGACUCUAUGCCACUUCAGACAAACUGAUUUAAAUCUUCUGUUUUGUAUUUUAUAUUGUUCUAUUUGAAGAAAGAUAAUUUUAGAACUAUUUAUUAUAGAUAGAUAAUAAAUACUGGACAACAAUAAUCAAACAAAAUUACAUGAAUAAACUAUCUGCACAGUAAAAGCAAUGGUCCUGAAAUGAGAUUCACUUUAAUUGCAUCAAGCCUAAAUUAAAUGUAUAAUAAUUUUAUGUUGCGAUAUGGAUAUCAAAGGCCAAAUCUCAUAUUUGCUUUUUAAUUUGUUUUUGUUUGGUUUGAGGGUGAUAAUUAUGGGUUUGUUUGCUUCUGAAAAUAAUCCACUGAAAAAUAAUGACUAAAGAAUAGAGCAGACAUGUCAAACUCGUGACGUCAUGUGACGUCGCGCGACAUAUCUGAACUUUUUCCGCAUUGCCAGCAGUUUCCUCGUGACGUGUCUGACCAGUGGGCCGGCAGUUUGACACCCCUGGACUAGAGUUAUGAAGGCAGGGGGGACAUAUGCCUUGUGAACAAGCAUUCUGUGUGUGCUACCUGCUCUAACAUACACCAAUUAAAUGUGGACACUAAUUUCACAAUCAAUACAAAAGCUACGAGUGUCCUCUGUUGUGUUGUUUUUAAAAUAUAGAUAAACUCAUGCAGUCCUGAUCAACAACUUCAGAGUAAAAACAAGAACAACAUAGAGUAGAGCAGGGGUCUUCAAACUUGGCCCUUUUAUGACUUGUGGACUUCAAUUCCUCUGGGAGUUGAAGUCCACAAGUCAUAAAAGG